This is a messenger RNA of Lachancea lanzarotensis, 1497 nucleotides long. It is a transcript of the gene FRD1, whose product is annotated as LALA0S10e01442g1_1. Gene Ontology annotation, molecular function: oxidoreductase activity; FMN binding. The transcript has a single exon. Lineage: Eukaryota; Fungi; Ascomycota; Saccharomycetes; Saccharomycetales; Saccharomycetaceae. The record is from RefSeq and is a predicted model, not a curated record. Bases 1 to 1497 code for a protein of 498 amino acids.
AUGGCCUCAAGACGAAGGUUAUACACUCUUCUCAUCUGUAUUGGACUUAUAGCAGUACUAAGGUUAUUCUCGAACACUGGGACAACAGACAUGGCUUCUAAACUUUCACAUCCAGUCGUGAUCAUUGGAUCUGGUCUUGCUGGACUCAGUACCGCUAACCAGCUAGUCCUUAAGCACAAAAUUCCAAUUGUGCUUUUGGAUAAGGCUUCAUCUUUGGGCGGAAAUUCAAUCAAAGCCUCCAGUGGUAUAAAUGGUGCUUUGACCAAUACGCAGAUGACGUUGAAAGUCGAAGACUCUUCAACUGCAUUCUACCAAGAUACUGUAAAUUCCGCGAAAAAGGCCGGAGUUCGAACCCUGAUGUCCAAGUUAGCCAGGGACUCUAGUUCUGCCAUCUCGUGGCUUCAACAAGAAUACGACCUUAAAUUGGAUUUGCUAGCACAGCUGGGCGGUCACUCUGCCCCCAGAACCCACAGAUCAUCGGGCAAAUUGCCUCCCGGGUUCGAAAUCGUUCAGACGCUCUCAAACAAGCUGAAAAGCAUUUCUGAGGCCGACCCUCAGUUGGUUCAAAUCCGCUUGAACAGCAAGGUGUUCGACGUGGAGAUUGUGGACCGGAAAGUAAAGUCUGUUGAGUAUUACGAUGAAAAUGGUAAAGCGCAACGGGUUCUGACCGAAAAUGUCGUCUUUUGCUCAGGAGGAUUUGGGUUUUCCAAAGAAAUGCUGGAUAAAUAUGCACCAGCGCUGAGAUCCUUACCUACAACAAAUGGUGCUCAAACAACAGGUGAUGGUCAACAAUUGAUAGAAAAACUGGGCGGCAAGCUGAUCGACAUGUCUGAGGUGCAGGUUCAUCCCACAGGCUUUGUAGAUCCGUCGGACCCACACAGCAACUGGAAGUUUCUUGCUGCUGAAGCUUUGAGGGGUCUUGGAGGUAUUCUUUUAAAUCCGUUGACUGGACGUCGGUUUGUCAACGAGCUGGACACCAGAGAUGUUGUCACAGACGCCAUCCAGGCCCAGUGUCCGCAAGAUGAAAACAGGGCUUUCAUAGUCAUGAGCCAAGACGUAUAUGCGAACUACAAGAACAACAUGGAUUUCUACAUUUUCAAAAAACUGAUCCAGAAAACGACGGUAGGCGAAUUGGCAGACUCUCUUCCCGUCAGCGUGGCUGAACUGGCUUCAGAACUACAAACCUACAGCUCUGAAUCUCCCGACACUUUCAAACGUACUUCCAGAAUCAACAGUUUUGGCACUACAGUUGAUGGCAGCACUGCAAUCUAUGUUGGCCAGGUGACUCCAGUCGUCCAUUUCACUAUGGGCGGGGCUAAGAUUGACGAAACUUCGCGCAUUCUGGACAAAGCCGACAAAUUCGUGGCCGACGGUCUUUACGCUGCGGGCGAAGUUUCCGGUGGAGUUCACGGUGCGAACAGGUUAGGAGGAUCGAGUUUGCUAGAAUGUGUCGUAUUUGGACGGACGGCAGCGGAUUCGAUUGCGGCAAAACUUUAA